Populus nigra (black poplar) is the source of this 2580-nucleotide messenger RNA. RefSeq lists its product as uncharacterized. The transcript has 10 exons. The record is from RefSeq and is a predicted model, not a curated record. NCBI's taxonomy places the organism in Eukaryota, Viridiplantae, Streptophyta, Magnoliopsida, Malpighiales, Salicaceae. Bases 263 to 2326 code for a protein of 687 amino acids.
CACGUAUAAGAGUUGGGUUUUCUAACUUACAUUUCUCUCCCUGGAAAUUCUCUCUCACUCUUUUUCCCUCUUUGAUAUUUUUGUGUUAUUGGUCGAUCAUCAUCUCCAUCAACUUUCCUGUUCUCUAUCCCGCCGAAUCCAAAUCUCUCUGAUCUCUAUCCGUCUCUCUUUUACUGGUUCUUUUUUUUUUGUGCAGUGGCUUCCAGUGGACUGUUAGGUGGUUUGGUUUUAGCCCUUUUAGUGUAGCUGUGUGCACAUAUAAAUGCCAGUUGUGACACCUGUGAACAGUAUUACUGAUGUGAUGAGACCAGAGGAGGGGAAUGAUUCUUCUCUGGAUACAUUCAUCAGGGAUGCCAUUGGGAGACAGCCUCUUCUUUCUUUUUGGAGGCCAAAUGAUAAGCCUGUUCAGUGGAUCCAAUUACUCAAUGCUCUCGAUCAGCCAGAUUACCCAGGUUGGCCUUUGCUCACUCCUUUGAAGGUGCAGAUGCAAAAAUGCAGCAAGUGUUCCCGAGAGUUUUGUUCUUCCAUUAACUAUAGAAGACACUUGCGUGUUCACCAUAGGUUGAAAAGACUUGAUAAGGAUUCUGCCAAAAACAGGGACAUGUUAGGAGCAUUUUGGGAUAAGCUUUCUGAGGAUGAGGCAAAGGAAAUAUUAUCAUUCAAGGAUGUGACUUUGGAGGAAGUUCCAGGGUCUUCGAUUAUAAAGUCAUUGACGACAGUUAUUCGGAAACCAGUGAUUUCUUCGCUUACUCAAUCUUGUUGGAGAGCUGGUUCUGCCCUUUUGGAUCUUGUCCAAGGGAGGCCCUCCAGGUGUCCCUUGUCUUCUGGACGGCUAUUCAGUAUUCUUGAUGAUGCAAGUGAAAAAACGUUUUUGUGUGGAACAGCUGUAUUAAUACAAAAAUAUAUUUUUGAUGGCGGGGCUGGGAAGAUUGGGCUUGAAGCAAAGAAUAUAGUUGCUUGCACAAGCUUUGUGGUGGAACAGAAAUUGAUUAAAGCAUGGCUUGCAGACAAGGAUGCAGAAGCUUUGAGGUGCCAAAAGUUGCUCGUGGAGGAGGAGGAAGCCGCCCAAAGAAGGCUGGCUGAACUCUUGGAAAGGAAGAAGCAGAAAAAACUGAGGCACAAAGAACAGAAAGCGAAGGAGCAAAGGCAAGACGAGAAGGUCGAUGUUAAGGAGUGUAUUGAUGACACUCUGGAGGCUGUGCCUCAAGCUGAACAAUCUUGCCCCUUGGCUAUAUCUGAUUCUGAUACGCUUGGUUCAGAGACCCUGCCAGAUGAUGUCCCCUCAUCUCUUGAACCCUCACUACUACCAAGAACAGAUGAAGAUAUUGAUUUGGAAAAUCAGAUAGUGCAUGGUGGUGAACGGUCAAAGUUACAAGGAAAUAGUCAUAGGCAUAUGGUUGUUACUCGAUGGCAUGCUCCUUCAAGAUCACAACGGAAUAGUCUGUCAAAUGUUUUCCAUGCAAGUCAAAAUUCUCAAGCUCCAAAACCUGGCGCCAUGGAGAAGCAUGGAAUUCAAAGGGAUUUUAAGCCUGGGCCCAUGGUCAAUGGCAAUAGAAAGUGGAGCCAAAAACCUAAACCAGAAUAUAAUGGGGAGAGUCUUAAAGCUAGAGUAAAAAAGGAAGUAAUAACUGAACCAGAGCAUGAGAAGAAGGGGGAGGUUCUGAUUGGCUCUAUAUCUGUCACUCUUGGAAAUUGUAGCCAUGAUGAAAGUAACAACUUGGAUGGAGCCCAGGAUGAUUGCCUUGUAGAGCAUGAAAUUUCAAAGAAGAAAAAUGUGCAGGAGAAGCACAACAGACCUGAUUCUGUUCAAUGUGGCAUGAAUCGGCCAACAGUAAAGCUUUGGAGGCCUGUUAGUCGAAAUGGAACAAAAGGUCUAAUACUAGUUGAGAAUGGCAAUAGAAAAUGCCAACCCGAUGGCAUUGAUGGUAAGGUUGAGGAUCAGAUCUUGUUCAAUAACAGCUCUCUAAGAUCAUGUGCCAUGGAUGAUAGCUUUGGUGGGAUGGAGAAUGGUCCUCCACUGGGGGAUCUUAACCGAGGAGGCUUGCAGUUCUCAAGCCAUGAAGCAAAGGCUUUUCUUGCAGAGAGGUGGAAGCGGGCCAUUGCUGCUGAGCAUGUGAAAUUGGCUCUAUCCCCAGACUAUCAAGUUGCUGCAAAUCAUUCAUUGGAUAUUAGAAAGCAAGACGUCAUUGGCAGUGCAGAAAAUCAGUUGGUUGAUGUGAAGGCACAAGAGUCAUCAACUGCUGGAGCUGCUAAAGCCAAGUGUAAAACAAAGCCUGAUAAGGGUGUCAAGUUAAAGUAUAUACCUAAACAUAGAUCCAUCACUUAAUAUAAGAUUGACAAGAGAAAGGGUUUUUUUAUUUUAUUUUACAGAGGUGCAGAGUUUAAUCAUCGCUGUAUUCUUAGCAGAGGUUGCAGUUUUACUGAUGGUUCUGUCAGAAAUUUGAAGACAGGUUUUGCCGGAAAGUCAUUUUUUGCUAUUCCGCCAUUUUUUUCCCCUUCGUCAUAGGAGAAUACUUAGGUAUUUUUGGAGAAAUAGUCCAAAUUUUUGUGUAAUAAAUUUGGUUUUCUUGGCAUUGCAAA